UAUGACCCAGACCGUUUCUUAUUUUGUGCCGAAGCUAUUUAUAAAGCACAAGCUGAAACAGGUGAAAUCAAAGGGCAUUACUUGAAUGCUACUGCGGGUAAUUGCGAAGAUAUGAUGAAAAGGGCUGUAUUUGCUAGAGAAUUGGGAGUUCCUAUCGUAAUGCAUGACUACCUAACAGGUGAAUUCACUGCAAAGACUAGCUUGUCUCAGUAUUGCCGAGAUAAUGGUCUACUUCUUCACAUCCACCGCGCAAUGCAUGCGGUUAUUGAUAGACAGAAGAAUCAUGGUAUGCACUUCCGUGUACUAGCUAAAGCGUUACGUAUGUCCGGUGGAGAUCACAUUCAUUCCGGUACCGUAGUAGGUAAACUUGAAGGGGAAAGAGAAAUCACUUUGGGCUUUGUUGAUUUACUGCAUGAUGAUUUUAUUGAAAAAGAUAGAAGUCGCGGUAUUUAUUUCACCCAAGAUUGGGUCUCUCUACCAGGUGUUCUGCCUGUAGCUUCGGUGGGUAUUCACGUUUGGCGUAUGCCUGCUCUAACCGAGAUCUUUGGGGAUGAUUCCGUACUACAGUUCGGUGGAGGAACUUUAGGGCACCCUUGGGGUAAUGCACCUGGUGCCGUAGCUAACCGAGUAGCUCUAGAAGCAUGUGUACAAGCUCGUAAUGAGGGACGCGAUCUUGCUACUGAGGGUAAUGAAAUUAUCCGUGAGGCUACCAAAUGGAGUCCUGAACUAGCUGCUGCUUGUGAUACUUGA
This is a messenger RNA of Helianthus annuus (common sunflower), 750 nucleotides long. RefSeq names its product ribulose bisphosphate carboxylase large chain-like. The record is from RefSeq and is a predicted model, not a curated record. The transcript has a single exon. NCBI's taxonomy places the organism in Eukaryota, Viridiplantae, Streptophyta, Magnoliopsida, Asterales, Asteraceae. Gene Ontology annotation, molecular function: magnesium ion binding; ribulose-bisphosphate carboxylase activity. The annotation marks the transcript as partial.